This is a messenger RNA of Trifolium pratense (red clover), 4925 nucleotides long. RefSeq names its product zinc finger CCCH domain-containing protein 38-like. The transcript is spliced from 6 exons. The coding region runs from base 1842 to 4490 and encodes 882 amino acids. NCBI's taxonomy places the organism in Eukaryota, Viridiplantae, Streptophyta, Magnoliopsida, Fabales, Fabaceae. The record is from RefSeq and is a predicted model, not a curated record. Gene Ontology annotation, molecular function: metal ion binding.
AGAAAAGAUUUGUAAAAAAAAAAACGAAAAGAAGAAGGUAAAUCCAUCUCAAUAUUAGUUUUCUUGUCAGAAAAACGAAUCUUCAUUUGCUCUCUCUCUCAAAGCUUUGCUUCGACAUAUGGCUAAAUUCCGCGCUCUCGUCGUCUAGGGUUUCUGUCUCAAACAAAUCACUGUUCAUCAUCAUCAUCACUCACUUUAAUUUUAUGUGAUCAAUGCGUGGAGGUGUUACCAAGUUCAAUCAAAGUAGCUGAUAUAAAUGAUUCAAAUGGCAUUUGAUCCUUCCACAAGAGCAAUAUUGAACAUUUAACUCUUUAAUCAAAUUUGAUAUUGGAUAGUUUUGAAGGCAGAAGCUUCCAAUAUAUUCCAAGAUUGCAGAAUAAACCACCGGCUAGUUCAAUGAUAAAAAAUAACGUGUCACUUUAUCUAUUAAGUUUUACCUGACUCAUUAGUGUCCUAUCUACAUCAAGAAAAGAAUUGGAGAUAAUCAAUGCAAUACACUUGUAGCUUUGACUUAAAUUUAAGUGGCCAAUUGUUGAGUGUCCUAAAAACUGUACGAGAUGCAUCGAGUCCUAGAUGUUGUAAAAAUGUUAUACAAUGCUUAGAUUGAGUUUGAUGUAAUACAAGGAAAAUAUAGUUGUGACCAAAAAGUAUCAAACAACAUUACAAACAAACCUAUCUUCUCAUGAGCUAAACCUUACAAACAAACCUAUCUUCUCAUGAGCUAAACCUUUUGUCUCUCAAACAACUGCCAUGACUUUGCUAUUUAGAUCCUCUUUCUAUGUUAAUCUGGUGUCAUCGGUGAAUUAUACACACUCGAAUUGCCCCAUUGGCAGUGAUGAGGUCGUCAUUUUUUUUUUAAAUCAAUGCUUUAUACCUCGGAUGCAAUUUCAUUGGCGUCAGGGCCUGGAAAAAAAUGGAUAACUUGGCGCUAACAAAGAUGAGGAAAGAUGUGGGAAAAUGGGACGGAAAUAUUAAGCUUCACUCUAGGUUUUUAUGUUUGCUUUUGUCUCCAUUGCUAAAGUCUAGCCUCCUUAUUUUCUCUUGAUGUAUAAAUAAAUGAACAGUUUUGUUAUAAUAAAUAUAUUUGUAUUUGAUAGGAAAAGUCAAGGAGAUUUAAAUCAUUGUUGACUACUGAAAAAAUUAAUUAAAAGAAAAUAAACUAAAUCAAGAUCAAAGCUUUCAGCCAAAGAGAAAACAUCUAGUCCCGAGCUUAGCUGAAAAGGUGAAACAAAUUCCAUACCCCUUCCUCCCCACGACUAACCAUAUUGUUUGGCAAAUCCCCACAAAUCUAUUUUCUUUCUUACUAACUUUCCUGCAAUAGGUGUUAAUCCCCACCUAUCUGUGAGAAUAAACUUGCAGAACAUUUUGGGCCUAAUAUUAAUUUUUGUGUAUGUAGUCUAUCAUAUAGUUUUUAUUUUUUAUUAUGGUAACAAUGACCAAACACACUCUGUUUUACUCAGAGGCCUUAUAUUUUUGCUUUUUGUUGUUGGGCGAUAUGCCCCAAUGCACUCUGUCCUCCUUAUCGAUUAAUCUUAUCGUGGUAUUGGAAGAAUUUUUGGUCGAAUCUUUGACUCUUAUGGUUCUAAUUUUCACCGUUGCUUGCUUUGAAUGAAACUUCUACCUCCCAGUUUUGGAUUUUAUCUUAGACCUUUACUUGAAUGUGGAAAAUGGAAGGUAGAAAGUAGGGAGUGUAAAUGAAAGGUUGGAUUGUUUAUUUUCUCAUUUUUUACACAGCAGAGAAGGCAGAUAAUCAAAGGAUUGAAAAGUAAUUUCAAUUCUAUUGCAUAGGACUGAAAAUCAAGAGCACACAGCUUUAUUCAAAGAGAAGCUCUAUUGUUGACAUGAGUGAAACUGGCAGAAAGCGCUCUUCAAAGUGGGAUUUGAGUGAUGAACACAGGCAAAUGCGAUCUGGGUGGUCCUCUGCAGAUGUUGCUGGUAACAAUAGUUCAAAAUGGGCUUAUUCGGAAGGAAAUGAUAAAUUAAGACCUGUUAUGGGAUAUUCAUCAAAAGAAUCUUUUUCUGGAGGCAGAGGUUCAUAUGAGGAUGAUGCUAUGAAUGAAGACCAUAGAAUUUUGGAUACAAGAAGAGAAUGGAACACUGAUGGAAGUUACAGCAAGAAAAGGUCUCCUUGGCAAGAGGAAUGGGAACCAAAGAGACGCAGUCAAUCUCCAAUAAAUGGUUGGAACAGGAGCAGUCGGAGCCGGAGUCAGAGCCGGAGCCCUCCUCGUGGUUUUAGGCGGGAUUCAGGCAUUGAUGACAGAAAAAGGAUGAGGGUUGUAGGAUCAACGCGACCGUGCAGAGAUUUUGCUGUUGGUAAAUGCAGAAGAGGCAGUCUUUGCAAUUUUCUGCAUCAUGAUAACCAAAAUCGUGAGAAUAGUUGGGAGGGUAAGCACAGGGAAGAUAGAGCUCCCAGAUACUCUGCUACGCAUGAGAGAGGUGACCAUUCUCUUAAGAGUGGUAGAUCUAUGCACGAUAACGAUUCUGACGGAUAUGGUAAAGUUUCUAUGGAUGAAUUCACUAGAGAAAGGGAAGAUAGAGCUCCCAGAUAUCCACCCCAUGAGGACGGGGACCGUUCUCUUAAGAGGGGCAGAUCUAGUGAAGUUUGUACAAAUUUUGCAAAAGGCAGGUGUAGAAUGGGAACAUCUUGCAAGUUUGUGCAUGAUAACGAUUCUGAUGGAUAUGGCAAAGUUUGUAUGGAUGAAUUCACUAGAGACAGGGAAAUUGACAGAAGGCACAGAGAUAAUUCUUUUGAGCAGGGUGGCCGGCAUGUGCCUAAUCGCACUAGUGAUACUCCUUGCAAAUUUUUUGCUAAUGGAAAUUGUCGAAAUGGUAAAUUUUGUAAGUUUUCUCACGAUAGGCAAGCAUGUAGGAGCCCUAAUAGAAGAUUAAGGGAUGAUAGAUGGGCAAGAAAUCCAGGUAGAGAUCAUCAAAUGUUGGAUAGACAAAAAUGGAGUGAUUCCAUGAGUCCAAAUAGAAGGCCAAGAGAUGAUAGAUGGGGUUCGGAUGGCGAUGUGGCUGAUCCAGAUAGAGUUGGGGACAGUCCAAAGCGAAAUAAUAAAGUUUCUGUCUCUGAUACAACAAAGCUGAUCGAGAAUAAAAGUGGAAAUGUAGAUGCCACAGACCCAGGAUUUACUACUUUAUCUGUAACGGAUGGAUAUGGGCAUGAAUUAGAUAAGAGUGAGCUGCAUGGUAAACCACCAAUUUCAAGUGAUACGAAGGAAGCUGAUUGUUGGAUAGAAGAAAAUACCGGUGGCAACAUGCACGGAUCCCAUUCAAUAGUUACAAAAGACAUUUGGCCAGGUGAUGCAGAAAUGUCUCCUGAUUGGAAUUAUAAGACAGGACCUUCCAGCCAUAUGGAAGAACCUGGACAGAAUAAGCACGGUAUAAGGCAGGGUGGUACAUAUUUAGCCAUCUCAGAACCCGACAGAGUACAACUUGCUCCAGGACAAAGCAUCAAUCAGAAUGCACAGAAUGUUAAUCCUUUGCAUACUUCCAGCUGCCAUGAAGUUGAACAAAGUCAAGUGGAUGUUCCCAUUCUUCCUUCAAGUGGAGGAAUUGUUGAUGCUACACACAGACAAGAAGUAUCUACUGAGAAAAAGUACACUGUGGAACCAAAUAUCACAGAUUCAGGCUUAUCACAAGUUAGGUCAAUAAAUCCUCCAACACAAAAUGCCGUAAGCAAUGAACAACUUGCUCAACUCACAACCUCUCUGGCUCAUAUCCUAGGAGCAGGUCAGCAGCUGCCGCAGCUAUAUGCUGCUUUAAAUUCUCACGAUUUAAAGGACAGUCCUUCUCAAGCAAAAACUCAAGUGCCUGCAAUGCCUGUUUCAAUCACAUGCAUCAAUCCUGUUCCUGCCGUUGGAUUCCCAAAGCAGUAUGGUCCCGUGAAUGAUAGUAUUGAGCAAAAAAAUGCUGAUGCAAGUGGUGUUCCCCCAGCCAUCCCUCCAAGUAAAAAUAUUGCUGAAGUGGAAAUUCUGUCACAGUUGUCUAACCCUGGAAAACAAAAUUGUGGUGAUUCUAUUAAGGGUGCCUCCUCAGAACUUGUCAAGAGUGAUAAUCUAAUCCAUUUGCAGCCUGGUCAAAACACAGUGGUGAAUAAGGAUAACAAUGAAGAGGUAGCUAAGGAAAGGAAAAAUUCUGAAGAUGGUCAUAAAAGUACAAAAGAGAAUGGUCCACAAAACACAGACCAAAAUGCUAGGCCUGAUGAUGCCAAGCAAACAAAGGAGAUGAAAGGGAUUCGUACUUUUAAAUUUGCAUUGGCUGAGUUUGUUAAGGAGCUUCUGAAACCAGCAUGGAAAGAAGGUCAAAUAACUAAUAAAGAAGAUUAUAAAACCAUUGUGAAGAAAGUUCUUGAUAAAGUAACGGCUACCAUGCAGGCGGCUAAUAUUCCUCAGACACAAGAGAAAAUUGACCAAUAUUUGUCAUUUUCAAAACCAAAGCUAAACAAACUUGUACAGGCAUAUGUGGAAAAGGUUCAGAAGCCCCAGUGAAAUUACACAAUUUGGCUGCCAAAUUUACUAUUUAUUGUCUUCAAUGUGCACUAUUCCUUCUUACCUCUGGAAUUCUUUCGCCUUUUGUUUGUGUACCUUGUUCCUUAUCUUUGCAGCUGUUGCGGAUGUUUAAGAGCUUUCGUUUUUGUUUUUAAUAAUUUUUCUUUGUUUUUGUCGGAUGAAAUUGCCGAGUAUCUACUCCCGUUAGUUUGCAACUUAAAUGUCAGGCAAUUGGUAUGUAGUUUUUCUUUUCAAAACCAGUGAUCAUGAGACAUCCAUUUUUUUUUUCUUUUUUCUGAAAGACAGAUUGAUUCUUUCAUGCUUGGGUGUGUCGCCUUCAAGUCGAAAGUCUCAAUUGUCAGUAGUCGUGUGUUGUAAUCAUUCUAUUUGGUAUUUAUAACCAGAAACAUUAGGUAGUCCGAAUUUUUUAUAGCA